AUGGCUACAGCAAAUAGUUCUGGGGGAAAUAUUAAUUCAGUAGCCCGUUUUUCUUCUAUAAAUGAGCUACAAAAAGAUGGAACUCCCUUAUGGUGCUAUGUCACUUUGGUGAAUAAAAAUAGAGACAUACCAGGAGGUGGAAAUAGAUAUUGGAGGUGCAAUUAUUGUAACAAAGAAUUCAAUGGCUCUUAUUCUAGAGUUAAGUGGCACUUGUUAAAAACUUCUGGCAAGGGAAUUGCUAUAUGCUCGAAAGUUGAUGAGUAUUGCCUAGCUGAGAUGAGAAAAUUACACGAAGAUGCUGAUGAGAAGACCAAGUCAAAGCAAGUGCCAUUACCACCCCUGGCUGAAGGUUCAUCUCCCUUAUAUCCUAUGACAAGUGAAAGCAACCAAAGUAAGAGAAGGGCAGUAAGUCCAUUAGAAAAGGCCUUCCAACAAGGGGCAAGAGAAAAUCUACAUGCUGAAAUUGCAAGAAUGUUUUAUACAGGUGGUCUAUCUUUUCAUUUGUCACGCAAUCCAUAUUUCAUUAGUUCAUAUCAAUAUGCUGCGAACAACAUCAUUCCUGGAUACAAACCUCCUGGUUAUAAUGCAUUAAGGGGUCCAUUGUUACAAAGAGAAAGAGCUCACACAGAGAAGUUACUUGAACCAAUUAAAGGAACUUGGAGUUUGAAAGGAGUGAGCAUAGUCACAGAUGGUUGGACAGACGCUCAAAGGAGGCCUCUGAUUAAUUUUAUGGCUAUGUCUGAUGGGGAUCCCAUGUUUUUGAAGGCAGUUGAUGGAUCUAAAGAAUAUAAAGACAGACAUUAUAUGGCUGACUUGAUGCGUCAAGUGAUUGAAGAGGUCAAGCCUCAAAAUGUGGUUCAAAUAAUCACUGACAAUGCAUCUGUUUGCAAAUCAGCAGGUAGGCUUAUAGAGGCUGAGUAUCCCACUAUUUUCUGGACGCCAUGUGUUGUGCAUACACUUAAUCUUGCAUUAAAGAAUAUAUGUGCAGCAAAAAACACAGAGGCAAAUGAGAUUAUGUAUGAUGAAUGCCAUUGGAUAGAGGAGGUUAAGGAUGAUGCUGCUUUUAUUAGAACAUUUAUCAUGUGUCAUUCUAUGCGAUUGGCAAUUUUUAAUGAAUUUAUGCCAUUAAAAUUACUUGCCAUAGCUGACACUCGCUUUGCAUCCACCAUUGUUAUGCUCAAAAGACUCAAGCUCAUUAAAACUUCACUUCGUACAAUGGUGAUAAGUGAAGCAUGGAAUGCUUAUAAGGAAGAUGAUGUUGGAAAGGCAGCCACAGUGAAAAACUUGAUCCUUAAUGACUCUUGGUGGGAUAAGGUGGAUUAUAUACUUUCUUUCACUGGACCGAUUUAUGACAUGCUUCGGAUGGCUGACACAAAUAAGCCUAUACUUCAUUUAAUUUAUGAAAUGUGGGAUUCAAUGAUAGAACAAGUGAAGGAGUCCAUCUACAAGCAUGAGAAUAAGGAGCUUUCUAAGUAUUAUACACCCCAAUGGCUUGAAGGUGCUCCCAAUAGAAUUCCGCCUCAUUUAAAUAAUGAAAUAUCAUCUGAGAGAGUAAAGUGCCUUUAUAGGUACUUUACUGAUCCUGAGGAGAGAAAGGCGGUCUUUCAAGAGUUCCCAAAAUUUGUUGGAAGUUUAGACUUCUAUUCAUCAUUUGAUUGCUUGCAAGAUAGGUGGAAUUUAGAACCUAAAGGGUGGUGGUUAAAUUAUGGUUCUUUCACCCCUAUUCUUCAGAGGCUUGCAUUGAAACUUCUAGGCCAACCGUGCUCUUCCUCUUGUUGUGAAAGAAAUUGGAGCACUUACUCCUUUAUCUACUCAUUGAAGAGAAACAAGAUCACUCCUAAAAGAGCUGAAGACUUAGUUUUCAUGCAUACUAAUCUUCGUCUCUUGUCAAGGAAGAGUGAAAAGUAUCGCAUUGGGCAAAGUAGAAUGUGGGAUAUUGGUGGAGACACUAUGGAGCCAUUUGAUGCUGUCAAUAGCCUUGAGAUGGCAAGCUUGUCACUUGAUGAACCUAUUUUAGAGCAAGAAAUUAUAGGAGAGCCUAGUAAUGUAAUGGAAAAUGAGAAUGAUGAAAUGUGA
Prosopis cineraria is the source of this 2076-nucleotide messenger RNA. RefSeq lists its product as uncharacterized. Gene Ontology annotation, molecular function: protein dimerization activity; DNA binding. Bases 1 to 2076 code for a protein of 691 amino acids. The record is from RefSeq and is a predicted model, not a curated record. Lineage: Eukaryota; Viridiplantae; Streptophyta; Magnoliopsida; Fabales; Fabaceae. The transcript is spliced from 2 exons.